Molecule: messenger RNA, 672 nt
Organism: Aphis gossypii (cotton aphid)
Lineage: Eukaryota; Metazoa; Arthropoda; Insecta; Hemiptera; Aphididae
Exons: 2
Coding region: 1-672 (223 amino acids)
Source: RefSeq, a predicted model, not a curated record
AUGACGACUAUAUGCCGAUAUUGCAAUGCGGUAAAGUUCAAAAGAGAAACGGUUGGAUUGUGCUGCGCAAGUGGAAAAGUCAAACUGGAUCCAUUACUUACACCACCACAGCCACUGAAAACAUUGUUUGAUGGAAGUGAUCCCGAUUCCAGCCAUUUUCUUCAACACAUCCUUGAAUACAAUAACUACUUUCCCAUGACUUCCUUUGGAGCUAAUAUCAUUCGAGAAGGCGGCUUCAUGCCGACUUGCAAGAUACAAGGUCAAAUAUAUCAUUUGCAUGGUUCAAUGGUGCCAACACCAGAUGAACCGCAUCAAUUUCUGCAAAUAUAUUUCAUUUCGUCGAUGGUGGAUCAGCUGAACGUGCGGUGCAAUAUACAGGGAGCACAACAGUUAAAGAGACGAAUUAUUGAACAGUUGCAAGCAUUUUUUCACGCUAAUAAUGCUGUGGUUAAUAUGUUCAAAACAGCAUUGGAACGAAUGCCAUCGGAUACGCACAAAUUUGUCAUAAGAGCGGAUUGUACUCCAACAGGUGAACAUGUGCGAAGAUUCAAUGCACCCACCGUUAAUGAUGUUGCUGCAAUUAUUGUUGGCGAUCCAACUAAAUCACGAGACAUUGUCGUUCAGCGAAGAAGCAAUAUCAUGCAUCGUGUAAACGAGACACAUCGUUUGUAA